GUUGAGAUCGAGAUUUUUCUACCCGAGACCUCCGCAUCGAGCGCCGCCGGAAGCCGCCGCCUACCUCCAAGUCGAGGGCUGUGAGGCAGGCCGGCGCCGCACCGCCGUGCUGCGAGCCGCCUACAGCGCCGAGAUUGAUCCCCGACUCCGUGUGGAGCCGCGGGGAUGGAGCCCCCCGUGGCCAAGAAACCGACGGUGAGAAUCGACAUGCAGCCAGAGGAGGAAGAUAGGUUGAGCGUGCUCAUGGAUGACGUUUUACUGUCUAUCUUGAGGAAUGUCGACAUAAGCACCGCUGUAAGGACAAGUUCGCUGUCAACUCGGUGGAGGCAGCUGCCCUGGCUGCUGCCUGAGCUGAGCAUUGAUGUCAGGCAUUUCCUACCUGUUCCACUCCAAGACUCGGUUGUGGCAAAUGACAUUCAGCAAGCUAUGGUUGCUCUGACCAAAGCAGCCAAGUGCUUGUUUGCUAAACCUCGGAGAGAAACCACCAUCACAACACUGCAGCUUAACCUCUACUUGAUCAGCACUUUCUUGAGCGACAUUGGCCCACUAUUAGGUGAUGUGAUUGACAGUGGUUUGCUGAAAGAUUUGGACCUUUGCCUUCUUGAUGAUCUGAAACCUGGUGACUCUUCUGAGCUGCACAUGCUACAGCUCGCCAAAGACAUGCAUGGUUUCUUCAAUGCCUACCCCAGUGUGUUCCGUUGCCUCACGAGACUUUCUCUGCAUGGUGUUUGUUUUAUCGAGUUGGAUGUGCACCAUCUCCUGUUUGACUGCUGCACACAACUGAAGCAUCUAAGGCUCCAUUAUUGUGAUGCUGGCCACCGCUCUCUGUGGAAGAUAGAUGCACCAAACUCAAAACUCAGUGUUCUGGAAAUCGACACAUGUUGCUUCGAGAGAAUUGAGUUGGUCUGCCUUCCAGAACUGGAGAAGCUCUAUUGGAAUACUUGGGUGUCUGAAUAUAUCUCCUUGUCGUUUGGUGAUGUCCCGUGUCUUGGGGAACUAAAACUCUCAUCUGCUUUGACAUUUUAUAGUACAGUAUUUAAAUUAAGUGAGCUUCUACAUGGAACCACAAGCAUACAUACUUUGACAUUGGAUUUCCAAGGAGAAAAUCUUUGGAUCCAACCUGAAAUGAAGCAACUCUGCACCGCAUUCAACAUGCUAAGGAAGCUGACUUUGCGUGGUAUCUUUGUUGAAUUUGACAUUAUAUGGACAACAGCCUUCCUUGAGGCAGCCCCAUCCAUGGAAAUAUUACAUAUUGAGGUAUGGGACCAUGAAUGCAGCGCAUUUGCGAACGUUGGGGAGAAAAGGUCGGUAUUUGCUGAAAGAAAAAAUCCUCAGUGGGAGAUGGACUUCCAUUGCUCCAAGAACUUGCUACUGAAAGAGCUCCAGAUUGUCGGCUUUAGGUCGCUGGAACAACAGUUUGUGUUUAUAAGAGCCUUGCUGGACCGAGCUCCCAACUUGCAGACGAUACUUCUCAAAGGAGCCGAGCAAUGCAAAUACUGUGAUGCCCUUGAUGCCAAGUCGUGGUGUUCAACAUACCCUUCCUUUCCAAAGAGUGAGGAUGAGCAAGCAAUGGUGGCGACGCGAAUCUCAGAUGGAAAAUCCUCACCACGGGUGAUUUUCCGUGAAUGACCCUUUUCCCUUGGGGAUGAUGAGCCCUCUGUAACGUUUUCUAUGUUAGUCAAACAGUUGCAUGAAUUCAGGAGCUGUUAUGUACCUUCUCUUUCUUUUGUUUUGAGAAGUACAAAUAAGUGUACUUCUGUGUUAGUCAAACAGUUGCAUGAAUUCAGGAGCUGUUAUGUACCUUUUCUUUCUUUUGUUUUGAGAAUUACAAAUAAACGUACUUGACUCUUCUAUA
Hordeum vulgare subsp. vulgare (domesticated barley) is the source of this 1855-nucleotide messenger RNA. RefSeq lists its product as uncharacterized. Bases 166 to 1629 code for a protein of 487 amino acids. Lineage: Eukaryota; Viridiplantae; Streptophyta; Magnoliopsida; Poales; Poaceae. The record is from RefSeq and is a predicted model, not a curated record. The transcript is spliced from 4 exons. Gene Ontology annotation, molecular function: protein binding.